AAUUUCUCUCCUGGUUGACCAUAUAGAAAAAAAUAAAUAAAUUAGAUGAAGAUGAAGGUCCGAAAGUUCGAAAUGUUUCGUAACCCUCUGUGACGUAGAUCUUUCGAGGCGGAACCCGAGAUCCGUGAGAUCCCGAUGUUACUAGUAAUAAUAAAUUGUAAUAUUUUCUAUGGUUUCUAGAACAAAAAUUCUUGUUGUAAACGAAGUCCAACAGGAAGCGGGUUGCUUCCACAUGUUCUAAAAAAAGGUUCGAUGUAUCUGACGUCAACGCGUUUUUCUUUCUUGAAAUUCCCGCAAUUUGAUGUUUCGGUUGGGCUGCGAGCGAGGCUAGCACAGUCUUCUGUUUAUUUACAAUUUUGCAGAGGACACGAGUUGUGCUUAGGUUAAAGUUGUGCUUAAAACGUCCAAAAUAAACUCUUUUUAUGGUGAAAGGACUUAAUGAUGCAGAUGCAAAGGUUCUCUAGUCUGUGCAAAAUCUAUGCGCUAAGAAGAGGACCUCUCUCUCCAGCUUUAGGCUUAAAAUGUCAUAACUUAACAGUCUUUGUACAGCAGCAGAGUCUUUGGACACAAUCUCAGGUUAGACUCAACUCAUACAAACCUAAAGUUCAGGAUACCAAGUCAAGGAAUUCAACAAAAGUCAGAAAAGUAAAUUUAAGUAAUAAGCUUAGACAAGAAUUUAGCAAGUACAAAAAACAGACCCCAAUUAUAUCAUGCAAACGUAUGGAAUUCAAUUUUUACGAAGGUAUGAGAUAUAGCAAGUUUGAGGCAGUUCCACUUGCUUCUAAGGGAUGGCUGAAAAGAGGAUCCAAUGGCGACUUUUUUACUCUUUACGAGAAUUAUAUGAAGCCAGAUGACUUACAUUUUGGUUAUGCUCCUCUUCCUAUGUCUACUUACUCCCCAACAGAUUCUUCCAUCAAAGAGGACAAUAAUUUUCAAGGGUUUAGAUCUCUUGGCAUUGCCGAACAUUUUAGAGAAUCCCUGACAAAAAUGUGUAUUACUAGACCUGCUGACAUUCAGAUUGCAGCAAUCCCACACAUACUUGAUGGUAAAAACUGUGUGGUAUCUGCUCACACAGGUUGUGGCAAAACUCUUGCAUACAUUCUCCCAAUCAUCCAACAGGUUCUAGAAAGUAAUGAGAGAGAAGAAAAACCAUAUUUUGGAAGCCCAAAAGUAUUAAUUGUCUCUCCUAGCCGAGAACUGUCAUACCAAAUUUUUGAUGUUGUUCAGAAACUAAUACAGGAUCAUCCACUUAAAGCCAAAUUAGUCAUCGGAGGAUAUGAGGACAAACUAUCAAAAAAUGAUAUUCCAGAGGUUAUUGAUAUUGUUGUUGGAAGUUUAGGAACAUUAAAGAAAACAUUUGGAAGUGGUGCUCUCAGCAAACAAAGACUGAAACAUGUUGUCUUAGAUGAAGCAGAUCAAUUGGUUGAUGAUCAAAAUAGGCGCUAUGUGAGGGAUCUUCUGAAGAAUGUUAAUAUUAAAGAUAAUUUAGAUGAGGGUGAUAAUAGUGAUAAUUAUCUCAGCGCUCAAAUAGUUCUUGUUAGUGCCACUAUCCCACUCAAUUUGGACCUCCUUUUUGAAGGCCUUGUUGAUUGCAAUGCACUUGAAAGAAUUAGCACCACACAUCUACAUGAUGUUUUAAAAAGCUCUCCUCAGCUAUUUUUGAAAGUUGGAAUGACUCAUAAAGCCAAGGCUUUAUUCGACAUAAUCCAGAAAGAUCAUAAAUUAAAACGCCCUGUUCUAAUAUUCAGUAACACCGCAAAAACAGCAGAAUGGGUGGGUCACAUGCUUAAUGAACAACGAUAUCCUUGCAAGACUCUGACAGGCCAGGUACCAACUGAAAUAAGACAGCACUUAUUUCAAAGAUUUCAACAAGGAGAGUUCAACAUCCUUUCUACUACUCCUAUGGUUGCAAGGGGGCUGGACACAAUUAGAGUACAGCAUGUAAUCAAUUUUGACUUUCCACUGUAUGUAUCCGAAUACAUCCACCAAAUUGGUAGGGUUGGGAGAAUAGGCCAAAAAGUCUGUCAUAUAACAAACAUAGUAGCUUUCAAAAGGGAAGUGGAACUUGUUCAAAGAAUUGAGUUGUCUGUCCGAUUGUAUGAAAAAUUACAUGCUGUCAAUGCAAAUAUUCCUGGAAUAUUGAGCCAUCGCCAUGAGAAGUUACGUGAGGGUUCUGGAUAAACCAUCUAAGUAUUCUGAAUUAGUUUCCCUUUCAACCUCAACAAAUAUUUUGUCAAUGAAACAUAUUUAAUGCCAAAGUGACAUAAUUGCAGCACUGUAAUCAUUAAUUAAAGAAAUAUUAACUUGA
Molecule: messenger RNA, 2308 nt
Organism: Frankliniella occidentalis (western flower thrips)
Lineage: Eukaryota; Metazoa; Arthropoda; Insecta; Thysanoptera; Thripidae
Gene: Dbp21E2
Product: probable ATP-dependent RNA helicase DDX28
Exons: 12
Coding region: 439-2181 (580 amino acids)
Molecular function (GO): ATP binding; nucleic acid binding
Source: RefSeq, a predicted model, not a curated record